Messenger RNA from Aspergillus uvarum CBS 121591, 342 nucleotides. RefSeq lists its product as uncharacterized. The record is from RefSeq and is a predicted model, not a curated record. The transcript has 2 exons. Lineage: Eukaryota; Fungi; Ascomycota; Eurotiomycetes; Eurotiales; Aspergillaceae. Bases 1 to 342 code for a protein of 113 amino acids.
AUGGCGAGAGUGGCUUGGACCCCGGAAGAAACUGCAAUCGCUAUAGUCUUCGAUAUGUGGGGCAUCGAUCAUGAAUUGAUUGCCAGGCUCAUCACGGAGCGAUGGUCUAUACUCAUGGGUGUGAGUCCAAAUGACUCCGUAUCCCAGUAUGGGCGGACUACAAAAGCAUUAGAAGCCCGACUAGAGCGCAUUCGAUUACGAAGCCCCGUGCUCUGGGAUGGGCAGGAAUGGAAUCCAGAUGCUGUUAGCGAAUUCCUCUUCUCCACAGCCGAUAAUGACCUUGUUUUGAAUUUAUUGGCACUAUCGGCGGCCGAUGCUCAUAGGAUAGCCCAGCUGUCCUAG